Molecule: messenger RNA, 723 nt
Organism: Fonsecaea multimorphosa CBS 102226
Lineage: Eukaryota; Fungi; Ascomycota; Eurotiomycetes; Chaetothyriales; Herpotrichiellaceae
Exons: 3
Coding region: 1-723 (240 amino acids)
Molecular function (GO): transmembrane monodehydroascorbate reductase activity
Source: RefSeq, a predicted model, not a curated record
AUGGCUUCUGCAACGGGUAUUCCAGAGCGGAACCCCGCCGUUGAAGAGGAGGAGCCCCUUUUGGGACGACCAGGAGAUGUUACACAACGGCCAGGCCAGGGGAUGCAGUUCAAUUUUGUGACGGGAACAGCCAUCCUCGCCCAAGUGGGCGUCGUGAUCCUGACAGCCCUGGUCUGGGCUGCGGUCUUCAAGAACGACUUUAUCUUCUUUUCCUAUCACCCUUUGCUCAAUUCCUUGGCUAUCCUCCUGCUCGUUCAAGGUGUGCUGGUGCUUCAGCCCACCGCUACUCAAAAGGACAAAGUUACGGGCACAUAUGUACACUCUGCAAUCAACACAUCGGCAGUGGCUCUGCUCAUUGCCGGCUUGGUCAUCAUCGAGAUGAACAAAGCCUCACACCCAAAAACACGGUUCCAGAGUGUGCACGGGAAGAUGGCAUUGGUGGCUUAUAUCCUCAUCUUCCUACAGUGGAUCAUUGGAGCUGCUGCAUUCUACCUGCCCGAGACAAUCUUCGGCACCGUCGAUCGGGCCAAGUCGUUGUAUAAAUACCACAGAAUAUCGGGCUAUAUCCUCGCUGUCUAUUUGCUAGCUGUCGUUGCAGCAGCCACUCAGACACCAUACAACACGGGAAUUCUGCACAUCAAGCUGUGGGCUGUCAUAGUGGCAAGCGUUCUGGUGCUCGUGGGUAUCAUACCGCGAAUCAAAAAGCACAAGCUUGGAUUGUGA